This is a messenger RNA of Polypterus senegalus (gray bichir), 7580 nucleotides long. It is a transcript of the gene adgrl1a, whose product is annotated as adhesion G protein-coupled receptor L1a. Gene Ontology annotation, cellular component: presynaptic membrane; postsynaptic density; axon. Gene Ontology annotation, molecular function: carbohydrate binding; G protein-coupled receptor activity; latrotoxin receptor activity. Gene Ontology annotation, biological process: heterophilic cell-cell adhesion; cell surface receptor signaling pathway; adenylate cyclase-activating G protein-coupled receptor signaling pathway. The transcript has 23 exons. Bases 1705 to 6222 code for a protein of 1505 amino acids. The record is from RefSeq and is a predicted model, not a curated record. Lineage: Eukaryota; Metazoa; Chordata; Cladistia; Polypteriformes; Polypteridae.
AGGCUUCAAUUUUCCAUCAUUACAACUCCGCGCUGGGUUUUAGGAGGGAUCGCAUCCUCUGCUCGUUCUCUGUGUGUACACACACAGGUUACACCGCACGGGGAUAAAGCAGGCGCAAUCGAAUGGUGACCGGGGUACGUCAGGAGGAAUAACCCCCCCACACACACACCCCCACCUCCCCGACACGCAGCAGCAGCAGCACCAACAGCACCUCAGUACGUGCGUGCCGAUUGGAGACGAGAGACGCACGACGGACGGAUUUUUUUGAGAUAAACGUUUCCAUUCGCGUUGGUGUUUCCUAACGGUUUCUAAAAGGAGAUGCGGGAAUAUGUAGGCAGACGCCUUCAGGGACCCACUCUCGGCUUUGGGCUCGAAUUGUUGUCUGUCCUCCGAAGCGAAUGUCAUCUCUCCUUCCAGCCCCACUGCAUAUAAUCGACUAGGCAGAGGACUAUGAAGAUAUCCACCGCUCGCGAGUCAAAGGAUCCGCAUCGAUUAUCAAGAUAAAGCGGGACGACACGUUAGUGACAGAAUUCCAUGGAAAUACAGCUCACCGGCGGAUUAUAUCCCAUUCUGUUUCUUCUACUUCUUUUGUUUUGAAAUAACCCAACGAUGCGGGAGGAAAGAAUGCAGUGAUCGCAAAGGAGAGAGAGGGACGUGUGUGUUUUUUGUUAUUUUUUUAUUUAUUUGAUUGUUUUUUUGAUUGUUUUUUUUUUCCUACAGAAUGUCUCCUUUCUGCCUUCCUUGUGUUUCUGUCUGCCAUAGCGCGCCUGUGAUUUGAAACGGGGCUUCUUGAAUCGCUGCCCUCGUUUCUGUGAGAAUCCUGGCAUAUUUGCCUCCUGUUCACGUUCACCCACCGAUAUUUUGUCUGUCAACAGAUCUUCGCCGUUGUCACUGGAGCCUGCAGGAUUCCUAAUCGUUUUGGGGUCGGCUGAAGGGAUGCUAUUUUCUGUGGCCAUCUCUGCGGAAUGGAAUAUUCGGCACGUCUGGUGCCCCCGUCCUACGCUGGCCAAGCCACGGUGCGGGCACGCUCUUUGAAUUCUUCCUGAAAGCGUCUCCAUCCAUCGACUCCUCCUGCUCCCGUUUGCUAAUUGCCUUCUGCAUGUCCUCUUUCUUCAGCAACACGCACCGCUGUGCCCCGGCACCUUGGGAGAGCCGCGAGUAAAAGAGGAUGCUCCGGCUGCUAAAUCUAAAAUAAGAAGCGCCAUAAACAUCACCUUAUUGACUGCGGACGAAAAUAUCGGUGUAAAAGAGCGACGUCCAGGGAAGGGGAAGGCACCAGGCAGCGUGUGUGCAUUUUGCACUACUUUUCAAAUUGAUGACACAUUUUUUUGGCCAUCGCACGCCUCUUAUUUUUAUUCUCAUUUUUGAGCAAUUGUUGCCUGGUGAGCGCGUUUCUCUUGCUGUUUUUCCACGCGCAUUCACACCGUGAGAGGAGCGACGGCUGGCUCAACGUCUGGAAGAGCUCCAUUUCCAAUGCGUUUUUAAUGUUUAUGAAUCUGCUCGAAGGGGCGAAAAACGGAGAAAACAGUGGGGGGAAAAGGAAAAAAAAAAUCUCACACGCACACACAGGAGAGAGCGAAAGAAGGAAGAAUGAAUGAGAAGCAGUGAGACAGGAGCACGGAGGAGGGAGAUCGGAGUCAACAAGGCUCCAGAUAUCCUGUUAACUGUAGACGGAGGAGUCUGGUGGAUCGACUCGACUUUGCCAUGGUGAGGACGCCGAGACCCGACCGCACCCACAGGAUGGCCCUGGCACUCUGGAUACUGUGGAGUUUUGUGAUUGCGCUGAGCAACAUCGCCCCCUCUGCCCAAGGUCUCAGCCGCUCAGCCCUGCCGUUUGGACUCAUCAGACGAGAGCUGGCCUGCGAGGGCUACCCAAUCGAGCUGCGCUGCCCUGGCAGUGACGUCAUCAUGAUUGAAAAUGCCAACUAUGGCCGGACAGACGACAAAAUCUGCGAUGCUGACCCGUUCCAGAUGGAGAACGUGCAGUGCUACCUGCCUGAUGCUUUUAAGAUCAUGUCACAGAGAUGCAACAACCGGACUCAGUGUGUGGUGGUCGCCGGCUCAGAUGUCUUCCCUGACCCGUGUCCUGGCACCUACAAGUAUUUGGAAAUUCAGUAUGAAUGCGUCCCCUAUAUUUGGGGACUCCAGUGGGGCACCAGAGCAUUAGUUUUCGUGUGUCCCGGGACGUUGCUGAAAGUGCAGGAGCCCAGUUCAAUGAAUGAAGAAGAGCAACGGGCCGGGGCUUGGUGCAAGGACCCGCUCCAAGCCGGAGACCGCCUCUACAUCAUGCCUUGGACGCCGUACCGUACGGACACCCUGACGGAGUACUCCUCCUGGGAUGACUACGUCACCGGCCGUCCCACCACCACAUACCGGCUGCCGAACAGGGUGGAUGGCACCGGGUUCGUGGUUUACGAUGGGGCAGUGUUCUACAACAAAGAGCGAACUCGCAAUAUCGUCAAGUACGACCUGCGGACACGCAUCAAAAGCGGUGAAGCCAUUAUCGCCAACGCCAACUACCACGAUACGUCCCCGUACCGCUGGGGUGGCAAGUCAGAUAUUGAUUUAGCAGUGGAUGAGAAUGGAUUGUGGGUCAUUUAUGCCACUGAAGCAAACAACGGGCGUCUUGUUGUAAGUCAAGUCAACCCCUAUACCCUUCGCUUUGAAGGGACCUGGGAAACUGACUAUGACAAGCGUUUAGCCUCGAAUGCCUUUAUGGCAUGUGGGGUGCUCUAUGUGGUCCGCUCUGUUUAUGUCGAUGAUGACAGCGAGGCUGCCGGCGACUUCAUAACGUACGCCUACAACACAAACCUCAACAGGGAAGAGCCGGUCAAUAUCGUCUUCCCCAACCCUUACCAGUACAUCUCCUCAGUAGACUACAACCCGAGGGACAACCAACUGUAUGUGUGGAACAACAAGUUUGUGUUACGCUACCCCUUGGAGUUCGGACCGCCUGACCCCACAACAGGACCUCUCACCACCACGCAGCUGACCACCACUACGUCUGUCAAGCCUGUCCCCCCAACGUCCACCAGUACAGUGAGCUCAACCACCACUAAGCCUUUACCUCUGCCAUCCCAUCCUAUUGGGGCCAUCAACCAGAUGGUGCCAGAACCACGACCAGUCACGGCUGCCGUUCCGUUUACCCACCGUCCCCUGCCGGUAAACCCACACGCUCCCGAUCAGCAGCUCUGCGAAGGUCGCAUCACUCGAGGUGUCCAGUGGCCGUCCACCCAACAGGGGGUGCUGGUGGAGAGGCCCUGCCCGAAGGGGUCCCGAGGUAUUGCAGCCUUUCAGUGUCUUUCCUCCCCUGUCAUGUGGAAUCCUGGGGGUCCUGACCUUAGCAACUGCACCUCACCGUGGGUCAAUCAGGUGGCCCAAAAGAUAAAGAGCGGAGAGAACGCCGCAAACAUCGCCGGAGAGCUGGUCAACCACACGAAGGAGAGGAUCCACGCCGGCGAUGUCAGCUCUUCGGUUCGUCUGAUGGAGCAGCUCCUGGACAUCCUGGACUCUCAACUUCAAGCCCUGAGACCCGGCAACAAGGAGUCAGCAACUCGGAACUAUAAUAAGUUCCAGAAGAGGGAACGCACUUGUCGGCUGUAUAUUCAGGCGGUUGUGCAGACGGUAGACAAUCUCCUCCGCCCUGACGCCCUCGAGUCUUGGGAGGACAUGAACGCCACGGAGCAAGCUCACACUGCCACCAUGCUGCUGGACGUAAUGGAGGAAGGCGCCUUCCUGCUGGCUGACAACCUGCGUGAGCCCAAGUUCGUUGCCAACGGCACCAAUAUCGUUCUGGAAGUGUGGGUUCUGAACACGGAGACCGACCUGCAAGACCUCACCUUCCCGCAGUCCUUCCCCAGCGAAAGCACAAUUCAGCUGUCGGCCAACACCAUCAAGCAGAACAGCCGCAACGGUGUCGUCAAAGUGGUGUUCCUGCUCUACAAGAACCUGGGCGGCUUCUUAUCCACUGAAAAUGCCACUGUCAAGAUGGACCUGGACAAUGGAAACCCUACCAAAGGCCUGGUGGUCAACUCACAGAUCAUCUCAGCCUCCAUCAACAAGGAGUCCAGCCGUGUCUUCCUGACGGAUCCCGUCCUGUUCACACUGCAGCACUUGAAGCUGGAGAACCACUUCAGUCCCAACUGCUCGUUCUGGAACUACUCUGAGAGGUCUAUGAUGGGGCAGUGGUCCACACAAGGAUGCCGGAUGGUUGAGAGCAACAAGACCCACACCACCUGCGCCUGUAGCCAUCUCACCAACUUUGCUGUGCUCAUGGCCCAUCGGGAUCCCGUGUAUCCUGGCCGAAUGCACCCACUUAUCCUCUUUGUCAUCACUUGGGUGGGCAUCGUCAUCUCCCUAGUCUGCUUAGCGAUCUGCAUCUCCACUUUCUGCUUUCUCCGAGGACUGCAGACGGAUCGAAACACCAUCCACAAGAACCUCUGCAUCAACCUCUUCAUCGCUGAGCUACUCUUCCUCAUCGGCAUUGACAAAACCGAUUACAGUAUUGCCUGCCCAAUCUUCGCUGGUCUCCUGCACUUUUUCUUCCUGGCCGCCUUUUCAUGGAUGUGCCUGGAGGGUGUUCACCUGUACCUGAUGUUGGUGGAGGUUUUUGAAAGCGAGUAUUCCCGUAAGAAGUACUACUACUUGUGUGGCUACUGCUUCCCAGCAUUGGUCGUCGGCGUCUCUGCUGCCAUCGACUAUCGGAGCUACGGCACCAAGAAGGCGUGCUGGCUUCGAGUGGACAACUACUUCAUCUGGAGCUUCAUUGGGCCCGUCUCCUUCAUCAUCAUGCUGAACCUCAUGUUCCUGAUGAUCACCCUGCACAAGAUGAUCCGCAAUACAUCUGCCCUGAAGCCCGACUCCAGCCGAUUGGACAACAUCAAAUCCUGGGCGUUGGGCGCCAUUGCUCUGCUCUUCCUACUGGGCCUCACCUGGGCAUUUGGGCUUCUCUUCAUCAACGAGAACACGGUCAUCAUGGCCUACCUCUUCACCACCUUCAACGCCUUCCAGGGCAUGUUCAUCUUCAUCUUCCACUGCGCCCUGCAAAAGAAGGUACACAAGGAGUACAGCAAGUGUCUACGCCACUCGUACUGCUGCAGCCGCACGUCCGCCGCCAACUCUCACGGCUCCCUCAAGACGUCCUCUAUGAGGGCCAACAAUCGUUACUACACUGGGACUCAGAGUCGCAUCAGAAGGAUGUGGAAUGACACGGUGCGGAAACAGACAGAGUCGUCCUUCAUGGCCGGAGAUAUCAACAGCACUCCAUCGCUCAACAGAGCUACAAUGGGAAAUCAUUUGCUUACCAACCCCGUCCUACAGACCCGAUCUGGAACAAGUCCGUAUAACACACUGCUGGCCGAGUCAGUGGGCUACACCCCGCCAUCUCCCAACGUCUUCAACUCCACCGAAAACACCCUGUCGAACAGUCGGGACUCCUGCGGCAUGGAAACUCUACCUCUGAACGGCAACUUCAACAACAGCUACUCCCUGAGGAGCACCAGUGGGGCCGGCGGCGGGGGCUGCGAUUUCCUCAGUGGCGGAGACAGCCCCGGGGGUCCGCCGCCUCUCCCUCGCCCGGGUCGCAACGUCAGCGACACGGCGGCCUUCGAGAAGAUGAUCAUCUCCGAGCUGGUGCACAACAACCUUCGCGGCUCCGGCGGCGAGAGGGCGGGCAGCCUGGUGAAAGGGCACAGCGGCAGCAGCGGCAUCGGCACCAGCGCCACCGGGGAGGCCGGCCCCGGCACCGGAAGCAGCGAGGGCGACGCCAUCGUGCGGACGCCCCACGAUCAGGAGAACAUCGACAUCGAGCUGAUGUACAAAGCCCUGGAGGAACCCUUGCUGCUCCAGCGGGCGCAGUCCAUACUGUACCAGAGCGACCCCGAGGAGUCGGAGAGCUACACCGCCGAGCUGACGGAAGGCAUGGACGGCCAGCUGCAGUCGCCCAACAGAGACUCCCUGUACACGAGUAUGACCAACUUGCGGGAUUCGCCGUACCCGGACAGCAGCCCCGAGGCGGUGGAGGUGGUCCCGCGCUCCACACAGCCCACCGAGGAGCUCUACUACAGCAGCGUGCGCCCCACCCUGGUGCCUCGGGGGCAGCUCCAAGCCUUCUACCAGUCGCAGACCCGCAGGCCCAGCGGCGAGGGCUACUUAGUCCAAGUGGGCAUGGAGGGUGACAUGGGGGACGGGGAUGGGCAGAUGCAACUUGUGACCAGCCUCUGAUGGGAGGGGCAGGAAAGGAGUGAGGACAGGAGUGGACAUAAGCGACGAGCCUGCGCCCCACCCAUGACACCCCCCCAAUCCCCUCCCCCUCCCCCUCUCGUUGGACUUGUGAACGGCUCAUUUCAUCAGCGGAGGGUCGUCUCGCUUCAGGCGGACGUGUCGGUGGGACGAGCCUCCAGGAGGACGCUGGCGACGGGGAAAAGAAAACAAAAAACAAAACCAAGUGAAGCUACCUCCGGCUUUCGUGUCCCGUUUCAUCUGCCAUCCGUGACCUCUGGAGCCCGCUUCGGCUCGCUCGACAAAGACACGCGCGCACAAAACAAAGACGGCAAAGAAGAAGAAGAAGAAGAAGCACAUAUACUUCCAUUGUCUGCCUUUCUCCGUCUGGGGGCAAAAAAACGAAAAUGGAGCGGCGGGAAUGGGCAGGGGAUCCAAUGGGGCUGCCACUCGGACUGAGACGGGAGUCGUCCCUUUUUAUAGAGGAACAGAAACAAAACAAAUCUAUAUAUAUUGAAAUGAAAUCAAUCAAAACUCACAGGAAGGAACCCACGGAAUGCGCUGGCACACUCGGAGGCCAACGUGGCGCCGUUUUCCGGUGAUGAAGACGGGGCAAAAGCUUGAAAUGUUGCCAAAAAACAAAACAAAACAAAAACUUUUUUUUUUCCUCAAACUACUGUGCCGUGUCGCCGUCUCCUGCUCUUGUCUUCACACCGGAAUCCCCUCGCGGCGGCCCAUCGAGCUACGGCCCGGGAGACGCCGCUGCUGGCUUGGGGGACGAGGGGCUCCCGUCUCGCAUCCUGCAGGUCACGGCCGAACGACAUUGAGGAGGAGGAGGAGGAGGAUGGAGACGUGUGUGUGUGUGUGUGUGUGUGCCCCUCCGAGACUGGCACCCCUCCCGGAGCUCUCGAGAGGAUCGACUGGAGCCGUCCAGUCUGCGCCGGAUCGUUGGAGUUGCCUUAAAAAUCUUUUGCGGCGCCCCCUUCAGGGACACAGCGGACAGACGCAGCGGGAGCUGAUCUGACGGAAGGGCCGGGGUGGGACGGUGGGCUUGUGCGUGUGUGUGUGCGUGCGUGCGUGCGUGUGAGACACUCUCCAGAAGAAUUUCCAACAAGGCAUCAAAUGAUCCGUGACGACGUACUGUAACCAUACGGGACUUGAAUAUGACAAUGACAACUAGCAUUAUUGUUCAAACUAUGACUAUUAUUUAAAUCCAAUCUGUAUAUAAGAAACAAAGCAGACAUUUCUGUAUCGACCGCACAAGUGUAAAGUGUGUGAGGUGAAACGACGCCCCCCUCAGGCGGGCAGGGAGGGACGCUGAUGUUGCUUACAAAAAUUCAAAAACAACAUUUCUGGCACAA